GCCGGCGUGGGGGGCGCGGGGCCCGCCCCUAAGAUCGGCUCCCGGGGCUCGUGCCUGGCCCCCGCCCUACACCCGGGGCUGCUCGGGCCGGCCGUGCGCUGAAGCGGGGUCGGUGUGCGAGGAUGGGGUUCAGUAGGCCACAGUCCUCUCCCAAGCCGUGGCUGCCGGGUCCUUCCUCCAGGACCCCCAAGUGAGGCUGGGAGCAGGAGGGACCCCCCCUCCCGGUCAGGGCACCAGGCUGUGUGUCCCCUGCGAGCCCCCGCCGGGUAUGUUCUGGGGGGUCAGCAGUCUGCAGUCCUGUCCCAGUCGCUGCAUGUGGCUUAUGGGGGGUGUCCCCUGCAAGCUCCAGCUGGUUGUGCCCUGGUGGGGAGGGGUCAGCGGGCCACAGUCCCAUUCCCACCUCCAUGUGGCUUCUGGGGACUUUCAGAAUCCCCAGGCCGGGCUGGUCAGGUGCACCCACCUCUAGGGGGCCUGUGCCGUGGGGGAGGGGAUGGGAUGUCCCCUCAGCCCUGCACUUCGCAGACACCCCAGGCCUAAGUGCUGUUUCCUGUCGGAGCGGGAAGUUUCUGCGCAGCCCGGGCGGUGACUGCUGUUGAGUGCUGGUUUCAGAUGAGCGAAUCUGGGGGGGAAGGGGAGGGCAGGUGCUGGGCAGGGGCCCCGCAGGACCUGGCCCAGGGGACGCAGUGAUGUCAGCCGGCCCGCCCCACCCCUCAGGCCGGGGUUAUGUAAUCGCUUCACUGGGCUUCCUUGGGCAGGGACCUGUUGCCCGGUAGGGAAGGACUGGAGAGAGGAAGAGGGAAAGCGAGUGCGAGUGUGUGUGUGUGUCUGUGUCUUGUGUGUACACACACGCGGUGCUCCAGGGUGGGAGGAGCAAGGAGAGACUCUGGGAAGAAUUCCCAGGUCUGUCCAGCCAGCGCCCCAGGGCACCACUCCCCCCCCUGCCACCCCUGCCCAGUUUUCCCCUAGGGCAGCAGGCCUGGCACCAUCGGAGUGUCAGGGGCUGGGCGGGAAAGAGGAGGACCUGACAGUGGUCUUUUCCCUCCUGGGGCCAGGCGUGAGCUGAUACAGGGACAGUGCAUGGGGCCAGCCAGGCAGCCAAAGCACACUUGAACUUUCUAGAUGGUUCCAGCCGCCUCCUGCCAAGGCCUGCUGACUCGAGUCCCGCAGCCAGACCUAGAACAGUGGGACCAGGACCGCCCACACUGCCCGGGACUGUGAGCCGGCCUCUGUGCAUGGCCAGGGCAGCCUGGCUGGGAGCUGGGAAGAGCCGCACUCAGGUUGUCUGGGGCCCAGAGAGGGGCAGUGACUUGGCCCAGAGCACCCGGCAUCCUCACUGGGACUGGGACCCCCACCACCUCUGCAGGCCCCUCCCGCCUGGUUCACCCGGACAGGGGCAGAACCCCUUCGAGCUGGCCUUCUCCCUAGACCAGCCGCACCACGGAGACUCUGACUUUGGCCUGCAGUGCUCAGCCCGCCCUGGUGAGGGGCCCGAGGGGGAGGAGGGCACACGGCAGCCGCUGUCGCCGCCAUGGCAAUGGCCAGCCCCUGCAGGGGGGUGGGGGCCGGCCGGCCAGGGCCAUGUCCUGAGCCCCCUGGGCGUGCCUCCUGGAACAGACAUGCCUGCCAGCCAGCCCAUCGACAUCCCGGACGCCAAGAAGAGGGGCAAGAAGAAGAAGCGCGGCCGGGCCACCGACAGCUUCUCCGGCAGGUUUGAAGACGUCUACCAGCUGCAGGAGGAUGUGUUGGGGGAGGGCGCUCAUGCCCGAGUGCAGACCUGCAUCAACCUGAUCACCAGCCAGGAGUACGCCGUCAAGAUCAUUGAGAAGCAGCCAGGCCACAUUCGGAGCAGGGUUUUCCGGGAGGUGGAGAUGCUGUACCAGUGCCAGGGACACAGGAACGUUCUAGAGCUGAUUGAGUUCUUCGAGGAGGAGGACCGCUUCUACCUGGUGUUUGAGAAGAUGCGGGGAGGCUCCAUCCUGAGCCACAUCCACAAGCGCCGGCACUUCAACGAGCUGGAGGCCAGCGUGGUGGUGCAGGACGUGGCCAGUGCCUUGGACUUUCUGCAUAACAAAGGCAUCGCCCACAGGGACCUAAAGCCGGAAAACAUCCUCUGUGAGCACCCCAACCAGGUCUCUCCCGUGAAGAUCUGUGACUUCGACCUGGGCAGCGGCAUCAAACUCAACGGGGACUGCUCCCCUAUCUCCACCCCGGAGCUGCUCACUCCGUGCGGCUCAGCGGAGUACAUGGCCCCGGAGGUGGUGGAGGCCUUCAGCGAGGAGGCCAGCAUCUACGACAAGCGCUGCGACCUCUGGAGCCUGGGCGUCAUCUUGUACAUCCUGCUCAGCGGCUACCCGCCCUUCGUGGGCCGCUGUGGCAGCGACUGCGGCUGGGACCGCGGCGAGGCCUGCCCUGCCUGCCAGAACAUGCUGUUUGAGAGUAUCCAGGAGGGCAAGUAUGAGUUCCCUGACAAGGACUGGGCUCACAUCUCCUGCGCUGCCAAAGACCUCAUCUCCAAGCUGCUCGUCCGUGACGCCAAGCAGAGGCUGAGUGCCGCCCAAGUCCUGCAGCACCCCUGGGUUCAGGGGUGUGCCCCGGAGAACACCUUGCCCACUCCCAUGGUCCUGCAGAGGAACAGCUGUGCCAAAGACCUCACGUCCUUCGCGGCCGAGGCCAUCGCCAUGAACCGGCAGCUGGCCCAGCAUGACGAGGACCUGGCGGAGGAGGAGGCCGCAGGGCAGGGCCAGCCCGUCCUGGUCCGAGCUACCUCACGCUGCCUGCAGCUGUCUCCACCCUCCCAGUCCAAGCUGGCGCAGCGGCGGCAAAGGGCCAGCCUGUCCUCGGCCCCCGUGGUCCUGGUGGGAGACCGUGCCUGACCCUCCCGUCUCCCCUCUGUACAUAGGUUGCCCGUCCCCCAAUCAAAUCUAAAGGUUUUUUAAGCUAUCGCCAGCCGGUGUCCAGCGGGCUGCCCCUCCUCUGGCUGGAUUCCCAGGCACUAAGCUCAGCUCAGGGGGGCGUUUUCUAGAAGGUUUUUGCUUUUGGGUUUUUUUUUUUCCCGUUUCCACCCCUCCCCGUUAUUUUUUCCUUUGGAUGGUUAAAAGUAACGCAGGCACCCGGUGAGGUGAGCAGAGGGUAGGUGGCUGGGCUUGUCCCCUCCCCGGCCCCCCGCCCUGUUCACCUCUACUGUGAAGGUGCCCCCAGGUCACCUGUGCCGCCCGCCAUCUGCCCACAUGGCUUGCAGUGACUCAGGAGAGCAGGCCCACAGCGUUUGCCAUCUUGCAGAGCUAGGGAGGGGCACAGGACCCUGUCCCCAUGUUCCCUCCCAGCCCCCAGUAUUUCAGGGACAGGCUCUUCCCCUCUAUCCCUCACCCUGAGAGCACCCCUGGUGGCUUGGUUGGGGAGGGGAGGGGCUGCCUGUCUCCAGAGGGGCCAGGCAGGCAGGUGGCGGGCAGCUCACCCACCCACCCCAUGGGAUCCCCCAGCCCUUCACCUGCGCCUGCCUUGUCCCCAUGCUAGUUGACAAUCGGGUCUUCCUGCAAGGCCCGUCUGUCUGUCCAGAACUCCCGGUGGCCAGAUUCGGCCUCCGACCUUGACCUUAAACUGCAGCUGACCCCAGGGGCUAGCUGCUGCCCCGCCCCACCACACCAGGGCCUGAGACAGCAGGAGCCCCGCCCGGCCCGAAGCCAUUUCCACCGCGGCAGGCAGAGGGGCUGGACAGGCACUGUCAGCCAAUGUGGGGGGUCCUGAAGACACCCCCUUGGGGCACCCGAGUGCCCCUUCUCAGGGCUCAGUCUGACCGUAGCCACGUCCUGCCUCGCGCCGCCCCUCAGGCCUGGCCUGGAAGCUCCGUCAGCUCCCUCCUUGUCCUUAGAGCUGAGCCCAGACCCCAGGGUCUGGCCGAAUCCCACCCUCAGGGCAGUGUUUUUGGUCUGCCACCUUCAGGAAAAUGGCCGCGGCCUCGGCCUCCCUUCGGGCACCCAGGAAUGGGGGCGUCUGCUCAGUCCCCCCACCCUCCAUGCUCCGACCCCCGAGGGCUGCGGAGCCUGCCGCCUCUCCCCGCGGGUGGGGACGUUCUAUGCAAUACAGGGUUCCACUUUAGAAGUGCGCGGGGCUGUGCUGUGGGGGCAGCUAUGGUCACCGCCCGCCCUUCCCAGCGCAGCCCCCGAACUCCACAGCUGGGGCAGUCCCUCUGGCUUCUAAAUCCGCGGUCGGAUUCUUCGUCGUGUUUAGUUUUUUAGGUUUUUUUUUUUUUUUUUUUUUAAGGAAAACAAAAACAUCGGUUGACUUUGCUUCCCUGUUCUUGAAGAAUACUUGAAUGUUGGGGGGGCCUGGGGGUGGGGGCCUCGGAGACCGUCUGCCCGGCCCUGGUGCCCCUCCUGAAUCUCGUACGAUGGUCACAGUCCGGUGGCCGUGGGGGUGCUCUAUCCUCCCUGGUCCCCGCUGCCCAUAUCUGUGGACUACCCCUUCCAAAGACCCCUGGGGGUGGGACAGGCUGCCCACCCCUUUCCCCCAUCUCUCCCGUCGGUGAUUCCAUGUUUUGUAACGGGGGAUUCUCUGCCUUUUUCUAUCAAAGAACAAGCAAAUGGACCCCCGCCCGCUGCAGGCGCCCACAGCCAUCGGGUCUCCAAAGCUGAGCAGCUAGCAGCCUUUUUUUUUUCUUUAUUCCUGAAGGUGGGACAGUCACUUCCUCCUCCCUCCCCACCGCUGUCGCAUCCUUGUGCGACCUGGAGGACUGGUCAGAACCAUUACUGUGAAUGAGUGAAGAUCCUGGAGGACCCUGGGCCCCAGGCCAGCUCCCAGCGCUGGGGGACGGUGAACGGCCAUGUGUUAAUGUUACAAUGUUUUUAAAAGACAAAAAAAAAAAAAAAACUCAAAGUUUUUUUAAAGUGGGGGAAAAACAUCCAAGCACUUUAAUUCCGUUGUACCAGGUGAACUGACGGAGCUCAGAAGUUUCCCUUUACACCAACUGUCAAUGCCGGAAUUUUGUAUUCUGUUUUGUAAAGAUUUAAUAAAAGUCGAAAAACCUGC
Molecule: messenger RNA, 5025 nt
Organism: Symphalangus syndactylus (siamang)
Lineage: Eukaryota; Metazoa; Chordata; Mammalia; Primates; Hylobatidae
Gene: MKNK2
Product: MAPK interacting serine/threonine kinase 2
Biological process (GO): protein phosphorylation
Molecular function (GO): ATP binding; protein kinase activity
Source: RefSeq, a predicted model, not a curated record